CACAUCUCAGUGAAAUUAAUCUUCACAACUUUUAUUUACAAACUACAAAGCACCCUUCUUAGUUUAUAUUAACCUCCACUAAAACCCUAAUAUUGGGCUUCUUAUAUAUCUCGUGACUCUUGUUUCUCGGUCCAAUCUCUCUCUCCAUCUUCACUAACCAACUGCGUUCUUUAUGUAAAACUUCACUCAUAGGCCAAUAUCUCUGGUUUCCAUUAAAAUCUCAGAUUCCAAUUGGUUUUCUUUCUCCUUUCCCUGCUCUUUCAUUAGAUGAUGAACAUUUGUAAGAAGCUUUAUCUCACCUUCCUCUUUCCCUAAAGUUUUGGCCCCCUUUUUAUUUAUUUCUUCCCUUUUGUAUUUAUACAACAGAAAAAGGGUGUUUAGGUGUUUAAAAAAAAAAGAAUAUUAAACACAAUUCAUUAUCAUUUUCCACCUAAACAAAAGAGAAACCUUUUUAUUUCAUCCCUCCCUGUCCUCCACCUAAACAGAGUAUUGUUUCAUACUGUCUUCAAAUCUCCAGUUUGCUGUCUGUUUUUCUCUCUUUUGUUUUUCUUCACUCAGACCAACAAAAAUGUCGGCCUGCUUAAGCAGCGGCGGAGGAGCCGCCGCCGCCUAUAGUUUCGAGUUAGAAAAAAUGAAAUCACCACCACCACCUCCACCGUCAAGCUCAACGACAACAAGAGCUACUUCACCGUCAUCAACACUCUCCGAAUCAUCAAACUCCCCGCUCGCAAUCUCAACGAGAAAGCCAAGAACGCCGCGGAAACGACCAAACCAGACUUACAACGAAGCCGCCGCUCUCCUCUCCACCGCUUACCCCAACAUCUUCUCUUCUCCAUCCUCAAACAACUUGUACUCCAAGAAACAAACUCACUCCAAUCCUCAGUUCUUCGGAUUCGCUAAAUCUCCUCUUCUCAGUGACAACGACGACGCCUCUGAGCUUCUUCUUCCCUACGAAUCAAUCGAAGAGGCGGAUUUUCUGUUUCUCCCGACGAUCCACGCGAGAUCAUCGGAGUACUUCUCCGAGCAGAAGGAGGUUAAUUCCAAUUCCGGAGAAGAGAUCAAGUUUGAAUUUUCAGACGAAUUCGAUGCGGAGUCGAUUCUUGAUGAAGAGACUGAAGAAGGAAUCGAUAGUAUAAUGGGAACCACCAAAUCUAAUCCCGGAGAGAGUCGUAGCCAUUUAAUUGGUCGGUUAGAGCAGAUGAUGACGAUGAAGAAUCAAACAACAACUAAAGGAUUCAAAUUCACCGGAAACUUCCCGUUGGGACUUGGACUGAGGAGCGCUCUCAGGGAACACAACGACGCGAAUUGGUUGCGGUUUCACACGGUAGAUUUCGAGCAGAUCUCGCCGCGGAUCCAAACCACAACGGAGAGUAAGAAGUUGAUCGGAGAGAAGAGUAAGAAGAAGAAAAAGAAGAAAGGUACGAAGCUGCCAUUGGUGGAAUCGAGUACGGAGGAGAAAUCAGGUGAAUUGAUGUUGAAGCUGGACUACGACGGCGUUUUGGAAGCUUGGUCUGAGAAAGAGUCGCCGUUCUCUGAUGAGGUUUUUCUGGCCAGCGGAGGAGCCGAUGUCAAUGCCAGAUUAGCUCAGAUCGAUUUGUUUGGGGACAGUGGAGUACGAGAAGCCAGUGUUUUGAGGUACAAAGAGAAACGUCGAACUCGGCUCUUCUCCAAGAAAAUAAGAUACCAAGUUCGCAAACUUAAUGCAGAUCAACGUCCUCGAAUGAAGGGACGGUUCGUGAGAAGGCCCAAUGCUAGCCCUCCAAGUGGACAAAGAUAGCAAGGAAAGAAGAGCCAAGAUUCACUCCUUUUAUAAUUUUUCUUUACUUUUUAGUUUGUAUUAUCUUUUGUAGUUGAAAUUUUUGUCACCCUCAUUUUUGUUCCUUAAUUUAUGGUCCCUUUCGUUUAUAUUGUAAUUUUUUUUCCUUAAAUAAGGAUCACCUGAGGAGAUGUUAGAUGAGAGAAAAUGAGGGAUAAAAACGAAUAAAAUGUUUUCUUUUAUGUUA
Eruca vesicaria subsp. sativa (arugula) is the source of this 2003-nucleotide messenger RNA. The record is from the annotation of a GenBank genome assembly. Lineage: Eukaryota; Viridiplantae; Streptophyta; Magnoliopsida; Brassicales; Brassicaceae.